ACUCGCGGCUCCAGCCCGGUCGCCGUGCAGCUCCGUCUCGUGUCGUACCGUACUCUCUCGGCUGCCGGGAGCCGAGGACCUGUCCUGCCCUCAGGCUUGCACCGUCCCGCUGAGUGAAGGCUGCGCUGCCGAGGCCGGGGAGAGGAGCGGUGUAAGGACGGAGGCAGGCGGCCGCGGUGUGAGAGCUGCUAGGAAGCGACAGUAAAGUCAGGCGAACAGAAGAGCGGCUGCCCUCCUGCUCUGCAGAAGUGAGGAGGCACCCGGAGUGCAACAUGACGGCGUGGCUGAGCUUCCUCGUCGUGUUCCUCUGCAGCUGGAGUCUGCGGGAGUUGGUGGUGGAGGCUUGCACUUGCGUCCCCAUCCACCCGCAGGACGCCUUCUGUAACUCUGACAUCGUGAUCCGAGCUAAAGUUGUGGGGAAGAAGCUCAUGAAAGAUGGACCAUUUGGAACGAUGAGAUACACAGUCAAACAGAUGAAGAUGUACAGGGGCUUCCAGAUAAUGCCACACGUUCAGUACAUCUACACAGAAGCCUCUGAGAGUCUUUGUGGAGUCAAGCUGGAGGUCAACAAGUACCAGUAUCUGAUUACAGGCCGUGUGUAUGAAGGGAAGGUUUACACUGGCCUGUGCAACUGGUAUGAGAAGUGGGACCGGCUGACUCUGUCCCAGCGUAAAGGACUGAAUCAUCGUUAUCACCUGGGCUGUGGGUGCAAGAUUAGGCCCUGCUACUAUUUGCCCUGCUUUGCCACCUCGAAGAAUGAGUGUAUUUGGACAGACAUGCUCUCCAACUUUGGCCACUCGGGAUACCAAGCGAAGCACUACGCCUGCAUCAAGAGGGUGGAAGGUUACUGCAGCUGGUACAGAGGAUGGGCACCUCCAGAUAAAACGAUAAUCAAUGCCACAGAUCCCUGAGCACGCUACCCCUUCCUUACUCUCCCCUCUCCCUUACUUGUGGCUGAUCUUCCUUUGGACACUAACUCUUACCAGAUCAUGAUGAUGACAAUGAAAUUAGUGCCUGUUUUCAUGCAAAUUUUAGCACUUGGAACACUUAAAAAGAAAAGGAAAAAAAAAAAAAAAAGAAAAGUCUGUGCUACCUUACUGAAUUUGUAAUCACCUUUUCCAUUUUUUUGAUACCACUCAUUUUGAUCAGAUGAUGUUUGGGAGCGAGCUUUUGCACACCGGAGGGAAAAAAUGGGAGGGGAAAAAUUAAAAAAAAAAACAACAAAAAAAGAAAAACGAAAAAAGAACAGAAAAAAAAGUUGGAGCUCUUGCUCUGUUACAUGUAUCAUUAGCUGUAGCAAUAUAAUCUCUAUUUUUUUAGGAAAACAAAAAUCUAAAAACUAUGCCAAUUAGGCACUGUAUUCUUCUAUGUGCUGGCUUCCUGUCACCCCUCCUCAUGCACUAAGUGCUGAAAAUACGUAGACGAAUCUAUUUGAAGGAAAACAGGUUUCAUGAAUCAGAUUGGCAAAUGAAACAAACUGAAGAGAAACCCAGCCUAAACUGUGGAAAAAAUGACGUCCAAAAGAAAAUCCUCCUUGGUUGGCAGUGUGAUUGACUCCAGCAGUAGUGGGAGAAUUCACCUAGUGUGUCUGACCACAUCAUCUGGUAAAAGCAUUGUUGGCUGAUUGUCCUAGCUAAUUCAGUCACAUUGUGAAUGCAACAGCACAUUAGAAGUUCUGGCUUUCUCCAGAACAAAAGAGAGAAGUAUUUUGUAUUUUUUUUCGUUGUUGUUGUUUGAAAAACAAAAGCCCCAUCCCCUAUAUUCAGGGAGGUGAAUCCACCUACAGCAGAAAACAGAUGCUGUGCCAUCCUGUUUUGAGCAGCAUUGGCCCCUGAAAUUUUUGCAGCUUAGCUUCAACAGCAAAACCAGCUUGUGAACACCUUAAACCAAACAGGUGCCAAAAUACCAACUGUAAAUCAAUCACAUGGAAGAGGGAAAGGGGAGACUUGCUAGAGCUCUUACUAUUAAAAAAAAAAAACCUAUUGCCAAAAUAGUGUUUUGCUGAACUAAGAUGUAUAUACACAUAAUGACAUAAGCUAUUUUUGACAGGAUGUGGAAUUUUUUUUUGGUGUUAUAAACAAAAGAAUUGUUUGAUUGUGUUUUAAAGACAGAAAUAUUGACAUUCCGAGUCAGUGAGUUGUUUUUAAGGUAUUGAAGCUCCAGUAUAUCUGCAGUAGUGGCUACAGUCAAUUGUUUCCUCUGUACCUCCUUGCACCACGGUUCCUCCCCUGCAGCUACACUAGCUGCAUUUGUUUAUACAGUGAAAGGAAGUGUGUGUGGGAGGGCCAGGCAGGGAAGAGUGGUCUCCUAAUAAGUGCUGACUGGGAUGGUAAAAUUUCAGCUGCCCAGAGGAUUCCUUCUGUGUCAAGUGCUGUGUUUCCUUCUCGGCACUGUUAAGCAUAGCUCCAUGCAUGUGUUCAUACCAUGUCCUGCAGUGAUGUGGGAGGAGGAGCCUUUCUGUCAUGUGCUUUGCUGUUGACUGGAGAAGUUUUUUUUUUUUCAUUCUAUUUUGUUUUUUUUUUUUUAAUUAAGAAAACUAUAAUAUAAUUUUUCUUAUCAAAUAAAAGUAUUUUAAGUUUUAAAGAUGGUGAAGAAGGGGUACUGACAAAAUGGGUGACUGUGUUUUGGAUGGGGAGGGCUUGGGCAGGGAGAAGAUUAUGCUUAACUUCAUUUUUUGUAUUAUGAUUAUUUAUCUUAAGUUUCCAUAUAUCUUCAGUUCAUUCCACUUAGAAAGCAGAGCUGCCACCAGCAGGAAAAAGUGUUGCAGUGAUUCCAGCUUGGGGCAAUACAGCAUUUUACAGUCAGUGACCUCAAUUACUAGAGAGGUGUUUGGGACCACUUUGACAAAUAGAAAGGAAAGGGUGUUUGAGGUGGGCCCUGAUGUGUUUUUCCAUUCCUUAGCUGCUUCCAGAGCUCUGCCAGACAUACAUCCCUUGAAAUGGCCCAAUUAGUAGAUGAAUUAUUGCAGCAAAAAGCGUGUGGCUUCAUUUUUUUUUUUAACAUGAACUUUAAAGGGCAUUUUCAAAGAGUUGAUGUAAGAGGUGCCUGGGUCUGCUGAUUGGGUUUUUUUCCAGCUGCUCUGAGUGGCAAUGCAGCACAAAACACAUUGAAAGUCUGUUGGUUUUUCCUGUGAUUCAGGCUUGGAGCACUUGGCAGAAGUCCUCUUCCCUGUGACUACUCCUAAAUUAAGGGUUGGAGAUGAGAGGGAGGGUAAGGUGCUUUACAGCACCCAUCAUAGGAUCAAGUGGUGGGUCAGAACAUUGACCUUUUUGAGAGAGUAUGGGGUUGGGCUUUGGGCACAGUGGAGUGGAGCUCUGACCCCAGGCAUGGCUGACAAAAAUCUCUGAGGGUCCUUGAGGGCAGAGUGGAGCUGGCCUCGCCACCCUCACUGCAUCACUGUCUGGAGCUGGCAUUGCUGGAGAUGGCCCUCCUCAAGCUCAAGGCGACUUUGCAAAGGUGACGUCUCUUUGAGCUGCAGCCGCUUCGGAAGGCUAAAUGAAAAUGCCCCUCGGUGCAGUGAAGCGUUGAUUUGAAUAGUCCUUAAAACUGCAGCUCUGCAAAUUUUACCUGUCACUGAUUCAUUUAUCUAGCUGAGACAUCACAGUAUUGCACUCAAAAUUAUUGUGAAAAUAUUUGCAUUCUAAUACUAUGAGGACUCGUGUCCCGGAGUAGGAUAUAAUGUAGCUAUGUGCUUUGUAAACAACAAAACCAGCAGAUGCAUUACCAGAAAAUGAAGGGUAUUCCCAUUUUAUGUUGCGGAAGGUAAAAUGCUUCUGAGAUGCAGACAGGUGGAUGGGCAGGGGUGGGGGUUUCGUAGCAAAUCUUUCCCCUUGCUGUGUAAAGAAACAGUUGUUAAGGCUUCUACAAAUGUGGAGCCAAAAGAAGGGGGGAGAAUCCAGUAAAAAUACAUUUCUUUCGGGAGGGUUCUUAAUUUUGUUUCUGUGCAUGCUAUCAGGGACAUGCAUUUCUUUGGCUAAGCUUUAGCUUGUUGAUUGCAUUAAGAACUGAACUGAAGGCUCCUUUGAAGUGGGAGGGAGCCAUUAAAUUGAUUGAGCAAGCUCUAAAUCAGACUCAAAGAUUACUUCUUUCUUUCUAUCUGCUCUACUUUCUUCUAUCUGGCUAAGUCACUUCUGCAUGCCAAGGGACAAAACUCUCCCCAGUUACAGCGGGCCAUGCAAUAUGUAGGAACCUCGGGCACAGAGGGUGCAAGGAGACAGGUGUGAAGUUCUCAAAAUGUUAGGCUACAGUGGGCUUGCAGCAGCAGGAUGAUCUACAUGUCACCUCUGACAUGCACCUCGCUUCACCCCAAUAACUGAAGGUCAGGGGAACUGUCAGUGGCAUAGCUGAUGUGAGCAUGACCCUAGGAUAUGUACAGGAUGAGGGCUUCCCCCCCCACACACCUAUGCUUUAGGUAUACCAGCAUUACUAAAAGUACUUUUUAAACAGCACAGCUCAUUUCUAAGCUGUUGCUGUUUGCUUUCUUAUUAAUAGAGGGGGUUUUUUUGUUAUUUGCUUGGGAGUGUUUUCCCCUUUAGAAUUACAAAAACCAUGAAAAAUAUAUUGAAAGUUUGGGAAAGACUGUCUUCAAUUUUCAUUUUCCAAAAUGGAGCAGGAGGAGCUCUGUGAAUCAAGUCCUCUAGUAGGAGGCUUCCCCCUCCUAUGUAUGGGACAAAACUACUAAUUUAGGUCUAAAUUUCUCAUGUUUUUGAAGAGUUACAUGGCCUUUCAGGUAGGACUACCCUAAACUCUAAAUAUAUCACUGUAUCCCACUCGUACUUGGCCACUGUUGCAUUUUCUACGGGAAAGACUGAAGUAGAGGCCUCCAUGGGAAGGAGUUUUCAUUCUUUCAGAUGUCUCCAAGUGUCUCUCAUGACAUCAUUUAUAACUUAAAAGAACAUAACAAAAUUUAGUGAACUGCAAACUCUUUUUUUUGGAUCUUUUUUAGAAUAAGGAGCUUUUGGGGCUCCCAAUCACGAGAAAAGUCUUUGAAAUCCACUAAAUAUGUGCUGCUGCUUUGCGUGUACUGGCCUCUCCUUCUCUCUCUGACACUGUCCUUCCUUCAUAGAGCCACUCUGCUGUUCCUGAUAGUCAUGGAAACUUGGGGAGGGAAUCAAAUCCGUGUGAAAAAAUCUUGUCCAGAAGGAAUGUAUUUGUUGCUAAAUUUUCUAGCACUGUUUACAGUUUUCCUCCAUGUUAUUUAUAAAUUUUAUAUUCAGUGAAUGUAUAUUGUCUUUUAAGGUAAUGUUGCAUAAUGUUCACUUUUUAUAGUGUCCUUUUAUUCUAAACAGUAAAGUGGUUUUAUUUCUAUCACAGACA
This is a messenger RNA of Colius striatus (speckled mousebird), 5316 nucleotides long. It is a transcript of the gene TIMP3, whose product is annotated as TIMP metallopeptidase inhibitor 3. Gene Ontology annotation, cellular component: extracellular matrix. The record is from RefSeq and is a predicted model, not a curated record. The coding region runs from base 273 to 911 and encodes 212 amino acids. Gene Ontology annotation, biological process: negative regulation of membrane protein ectodomain proteolysis; negative regulation of endopeptidase activity. Gene Ontology annotation, molecular function: metalloendopeptidase inhibitor activity; protease binding. Lineage: Eukaryota; Metazoa; Chordata; Aves; Coliiformes; Coliidae. The transcript is spliced from 5 exons.